ACAAAUAUUUAACUAAAAUCAAAAAAAAAAAAAAAAAAUUUUGUAUAAAAGUCAGUGUCUUGCAGUCGAAGUUGUGAGUUUUGACCAGUUUGGAAAUUUGCAUAAAAUGUGGUUCAGGCCAAGUCACAAACAUUUUUGGAGUUCAUUUGCCAUUUUACAAUACUUUUUACUGUACACUUUAGUAAGCAGUCAUUUCGAUUCCGCCGUUGCGGAAGAAACAAAAAAUGAUACAAAUCAAGUCUAUGUCACUGAUUCCUGCCUGGAAAAACCCUAUCGCUGUCCGCAUCCGAAAAUUCAGUUUUACCUUUACACACGACGCACACAGGAGAAUCCUGAGUUCAUCGACGUACUAGAUGAUAACGCACUCUACUAUACGCACUUCAAUCCACGACAUCCAACUAAAAUUAUCAUUCACGGUUUUGGCGGAGGACGCAAUUUUAGUCCUAGUCCAGAUUUACGAGAAGCAUACUUCAGUAUUGGUGAAUACAAUAUCAUAAUUGUUGACUAUAGCACAGCCGUAAAAGAGCCGUGCCUGAGUCAAAUGGAGUGGGCGCCAAGAUUUGGUAGUUUGUGCAUAUCCCAACUAGUCAAAUAUUUAGCGCGACAUCCACGUGGUGUGCAACCAAAUGACUUGCAUUUCAUUGGUUAUAGUGUAGGAGCGCAUAUUGCUGGUUUGAUUGCUAACUAUCUAAGGCCAGAAGAGGGAAAAUUGGGUCGUAUCACUGCAUUGGAUCCAACAAUUUUCUUCUAUGCCGGUUCAAAUAAUUCACGUGACUUAGACGCAACGGAUGCGAAUUUCGUAGAUGUGUUGCACACAGGCGCUGGGAUCUUAGGUCAAUGGCACUCAAGUGGACAUGCUGACUUUUAUGUAAAUGGUGGUACACGACAACCUGCCUGUGUGGGUUCAUCUACACUAUUUCAAACACUAGCUUGCGAUCACACGAAAGUAACUCCUUAUUUUAUUGAGUCAAUCACAACACAGCGGGGUUUUUAUGCGGGUCCUUGCCCAAACCUUUUCACAUAUCUAAUCGGUUGGUGUGAGCCCAAGGAUUCUGAAUAUGUGCUAAUGGGUGAACAUGUCUCACAUAAGGCACGUGGUACGUAUUAUGUUACGACUAACGCAAAGCCACCCUAUGCGCGCGGUUUUCCAGGCAAAGCGAGAUCAGUGCGGAAUGGCGAAUAUCAUGGUGUGCGGCGUAGAUAAAAUACCUUUAUUCGAGCUGUUUCGGUUACUCGCAAAGGGGAGAUAAUUUAGUACCAUUUGUUGUGAUGUUUUUUAAGAUUAUUUUUUAGACUUGUAGACUAAAAAAAAUAAUCGUUUUAAGUAUGAAAAAUUGUA
Messenger RNA from Teleopsis dalmanni, 1339 nucleotides. Its product is annotated as lipase member H-A. Gene Ontology annotation, molecular function: lipase activity. Gene Ontology annotation, biological process: lipid metabolic process. NCBI's taxonomy places the organism in Eukaryota, Metazoa, Arthropoda, Insecta, Diptera, Diopsidae. The record is from RefSeq and is a predicted model, not a curated record. Bases 107 to 1204 code for a protein of 365 amino acids. The transcript is spliced from 4 exons.